This is a messenger RNA of Scylla paramamosain (green mud crab), 1668 nucleotides long. RefSeq names its product transcription initiation factor IIA subunit 2-like (gene TfIIA-S). Gene Ontology annotation, cellular component: transcription factor TFIIA complex. The transcript has 4 exons. Lineage: Eukaryota; Metazoa; Arthropoda; Malacostraca; Decapoda; Portunidae. Bases 220 to 564 code for a protein of 114 amino acids. Gene Ontology annotation, biological process: transcription initiation at RNA polymerase II promoter; RNA polymerase II preinitiation complex assembly. The record is from RefSeq and is a predicted model, not a curated record. Gene Ontology annotation, molecular function: TBP-class protein binding; RNA polymerase II general transcription initiation factor activity.
AUAAAGGCGGAACUGUGAGCAACAACGAACUAAACAGAGCAAGGCGUGACGUAAACAAACCCCAGCAUCGCCCGAGGAGCACCACCCGACACCAAGGGGCGAAGGCCGACAACUAAAUAACUGGAAAGGCAGAAAGUAGCGCAAGGAAACUCAUUGCUGGGCUAGCAUAGGAAAUCCAGGAGAAAACCUAUCACAGGACUAUUGUUACGAGUCUGCAGGAUGACUUACCAGCUGUACCGGAACACCACCCUCGGGAACACGCUGCAGGAAACCCUCGACGAACUCAUCCAGUUUCAGCAAAUCUCACCAAAUGCUGCAUUAAAAGUGCUGCUUCAGUUUGACCGAGCUAUCAACUCUGCUCUAGCUGGUAAAGUGCGAUCACGAAUUAGUUUUAAGGCUGCCAAGCUCAACACCUACAGAUUCUGUGACAAUGUGUGGACUUUUCUUAUGAGUGACGUGGAAUUUAAAGAAGUGCAAGACUUUGUGCAAGUGGAUAAACUCAAGAUUGUGGCUUGCGAUGGAAGAGGUCCAGGUCCUGGAGGUGCAUCUGGUGGUGGAGACUAAACAUCAACAAAGGUAGCAACAAGAUGACUCAACAGAAUUACAGUGUGUUGUCUUUUUUUCUUAAUUAUGAUAUAUUGUUUCAUUUUCAUCUCUCCUGUGCCUUUGUUUUACACUAAAUUUUGUUAUACACAAAAUUUAUUGCCUCGGCAGUGCCAUCACCCUAGGUUGCAAAGUUUGUGCAUUGUAUCUCAUAAUUUGAGAGAGAGAGAGAGAGAGAGAGAGAGAGAGAGAGAGAGAGAGAGAGAGAGAGAGAGAGAGAGAGAGAGAGAGAGAGAGAGAGAGAGAGAAUUAUAUGAAGCUAAGUUUCAUCACUCAAAAUUGUAAAUUUCUGUUAACUGGCAAGAAACUGUAUAAUUUUCCUGAUUCUUAUUAUUUUUUUUAUUAAUUAAUUUAUUUUUUUAAGAUGUUAACUGCAGUAUGUUAGCACUGUGAGUACUGUUAGAAAAAAAUACAAGUAAUUGGUUGUUUCUAUACACUGCACAACUGUCACAAGACAGAAUAGGAGAGAGUUGUAUUCUGGACAUCCUCAAUAUUUAUGAGUUCACUUUACACUAAUUUUGAUGUUCAAUGGAUUCAUUUAAUUAUAAAAUCAAGAUGCUUCUCUUGGGUCUUUCAUCAUAAUUAUUUUGUAGCAUGUGUAGCAAUACAGUUUAUGUAAAAAAUCUAGUGAAUUAAUGGAUAAGACCAACAGCAUGACAAAUUAUGUAUUGCACAUAUAAUAUUGUACAGUUCAAAGGAUUUUUAGAAAACUUCAGUUUUCACAACAAGCCUGAUGAUCAUAAAUAUUAAGGUUGUCCUGUAUACUCAAAUGAUUGCACAUAUAUAUAUAUUAAGUUUCAAUGAUAGUGAAAAUUCUUUCACUGAUUGCAUUAAGAAGAAAUUAAAGGACAUUAUCUUCUUACAUCACUCAAUGGGUAGUGUGAUGCUGUUAAGAAAUGAGAAUACCCUCAUAAUUUUUUGCCAUGAUUUACAACCUCUGUAUUAUCAUUAUAUAACCUCAAUCAUAAAAUUUGACUUUGUAUGUAUGUAUUUUUAACAAGCCAUUUUUGCACAUGGUGACAUUUGAGUGGAAAGCAUGGAUGAUCAAUAAAAGAGAAGACCAUC